This is a messenger RNA of Podarcis muralis (Common wall lizard), 2723 nucleotides long. RefSeq names its product prostaglandin I2 receptor (gene PTGIR). NCBI's taxonomy places the organism in Eukaryota, Metazoa, Chordata, Lepidosauria, Squamata, Lacertidae. Gene Ontology annotation, molecular function: prostacyclin receptor activity. Gene Ontology annotation, cellular component: plasma membrane. Gene Ontology annotation, biological process: adenylate cyclase-activating G protein-coupled receptor signaling pathway; positive regulation of cytosolic calcium ion concentration; inflammatory response. The record is from RefSeq and is a predicted model, not a curated record.
GAGAGAGAGAGAUAGAAAUAAGCGUGGGAGUCUGGUUGGGAAAAAAGAAAGCUAUCAGCACCCAUUGGGUGGGUAGGCCAAGCCCCACCCACCCUGUCCCUCCCCAGUCCCCGCCUGCCUACUUGAGUCGAAAGCUACUCCCUUACGAGCUCAUGACAGCUCAGAUGUUCACCCACGCAAAGCCGGCAGAAGCCAGACACACUUUCGACGCUGGGCGACUCACUCGGAAGCAAGCAGACUUCUUCGCACCCAGCCAGGGAUGGGAUGGGGCAGGCUCCGUCCUCAGAUACACCAGCCCAGAGUUGUCACAUCUGGGAACUCCUGAGCUGCAGAGGAAACAGAGCCUCGGACGCCUCUGCCUCGGCUUAGCCCCUCUUCCUGCUCUCUGACAUUUCUAGAGCUGGGAGGAACAGAACCCAGAACCAUCCACGCAGUCCUUUUUGGAGGGAUCCCAGCUCCACCUGCUUUAGCCAGGGGGCAUGACCUUGUCCUGACCCUAACCCCGGAACACCGGCUGGAUUCUUGCUCCGUAAUCUGCUGGACCCUGAUGUCUUCUUUCACAGCUUCUGGGAACAGGACUCCAGGCUCGCCUGUUGCGACGAGGGGCUGCCCUCCAACGUGAAUUAAUUGGGGAUUGAAAGCAGCAGGAGGAGAAGGAUCUGAACCCACCAUCCGCCUCCUUCCUUCUCGGAACUCUGAGGCCUCACAUCUGAGAACAAGAAGUCCCAAAGCUUCCCCCUUUCUCCUCUGAGACCUCCAGCCCCCUCUCCAUGCCAAUGCAAGCGCCGCAAGCAAACCUGACCCCUCCGGAGGACUGCAGCAGCCUGACCCGACUGCAGAAGGACGGCAACCCGGGAAUGAGCUCCUUCAUGUUUGCAGCAGGGGUGGUGGGCAACAUGGCCGCCCUGGCCAUCUUGGGCUUCCACCGGAAGGAGCUGCGGACCAAGAGCUCAGCCUUCUGCAUCCUGGUGACUGGCCUGGCCAUCACGGACCUGCUGGGCACAUGCGUGGUCAGCCCCGUGGUCUUUGUGGCCUAUUCGCGAAACGCCACCGUGCUGGGCCUGGCGGACGGAAGGAACUGGCUGUGCAACCUCUUUGCCUUCUCGAUGAUGUAUUUUAGCCAAGCGGCCAUGCUUAUUCUCUGCACCAUGGCGGUGGAGCGGUGCCUAGCUAUCAGCUACCCCUAUUUCUACUCACAGCACAACAUCCGCCGGUGGGCUAAGCUCUCUCUGCCCGCCACCUACGCCUUCAGUGCCCUCUUCUGCGCUCUGCCCUUCCUGGGCGUUGGGAAGUACAAGCAGUACUGCCCGGGCACCUGGUGCUUUGUCCAGAUGGACGUGGAGCUGACGGGGGGCGACCGCAGCAAGGCGGCCUUCUCGCUGUCCUACGCCACCCUGAUGGCGCUGCUGAUCCUCGCCAUCUUCGUCUGCAACGGCCUGGUCAUCAUCAGCCUCUGCCAGAUGUACCGCAAACAGAGGGCCCGACGGAGAGGCUCUAUCAACGUGGCCCAGCAGCGGCGGCGCAAGAGCUGGCUCGGCCAAGGCGAGGAGGAGGUGGACCACCUCAUCUUGUUGGCCCUCAUGACGGUCAUCUUCGUCAUUUGCUCUUUGCCCCUCACGAUCCGGGCUUACAUUGGGGGCAUCAAUCCUGACCACAUCGAGAAUGAGGACAUGAAAGCCUUCCGAUUCAGCGCCUUCAACCCCAUCGUGGACCCGUGGCUCUUCAUCAUUUUCCGCAAAACCGUCUUCCGCAGCAUCCGGAACUUUUUCUACUCCCAGUUCUGGUGGCCCUGGUGGUCCAGGACGCAGAAAGCAUCUGCCACGCUGGGGACGCAGGACGGCAUCCCUUUCCAAGACUAUUCCGCCUGCUGAGAGCCAAAGCCACCCUACGGACGGGGUGCUUCCUGGCAGUGGGCGCAGAGGGACGGGGUGACGACUCAGGGGAGGAGCUGAAAUGAGGUCCCACCUGCAGAACAUCUCAGCAAGGAUCCAGGAACUGGUGGGGUUAGGUUGGAGCAGGUGCGGGUGGUGGUGAAGGAACAGGUCUUUGGAGGGGAGAGAUUCUUUUCCCCUACAAUGGCAUCCCCCAUAGGGAAAUUUCCAGGAGGACAUGGGAAGUGGCCAAUUGGUCCGUCUAGCUCAGGAAUGUCUCUACACUGAUUGGCAGCUGCCCUCCAAGGUUUCAGGCAAGAGACAAUUCCAGCCCUACUGGGAGAUUCUGCUGCGGAGUGAACCUGGGACCUUGAACAUGCAAAGCGGGUGCUCUAUAUCAGGGGAGCGAUGACCCUUUCCAUAGGGAUGCUCUGCUUUGCGUUUCCUCAUUGGUUAAAGAGGACGGGAGAUCAGAUUAAAAGGGCGUCUGUAAUUCAACCACCAAGAGGGCAAAACAGAGGAAGAGGAUGGAGAGAGAGAGAGAGAGAGAGAGAGAGAGAGAGAGAGAGAGAAGAUAAAUGUGACUGUAUAGCAUUGGGUUUGUCUGCAUGUUGAGCAACCUGUGCCAGUCCCAGCUCUGCCUUGUUUGCUAACGUACCAAAACGGAUAACGGAUAUUAAGUUUGUCCAGUUUCACGCUUCCGGCGUCGAUUAGCGCACAGGGUUCGAUUGUGAAGCUUUACUGUGAAUCUUUGAAGGUGUAGAAAUAAAAAGCUGCGAGUUUCUAUCCGGCACGCCUGCGUGGCUGUACUUUAAAAUGCACACAGGGCCUGGCGAGUCUGCAGCUUAACUC